Gossypium raimondii (Peruvian cotton) is the source of this 2473-nucleotide messenger RNA. Its product is annotated as NAC transcription factor 29. Bases 150 to 1502 code for a protein of 450 amino acids. Gene Ontology annotation, molecular function: DNA binding. The transcript is spliced from 6 exons. The record is from RefSeq and is a predicted model, not a curated record. Lineage: Eukaryota; Viridiplantae; Streptophyta; Magnoliopsida; Malvales; Malvaceae. Gene Ontology annotation, biological process: regulation of DNA-templated transcription.
ACCGUUGUCUGUUUAUUGAUCAUGUUAUUAUUAUUCUGAAAGAAAAAAAAAUUCUGAACCAGCUUUAACCUUCACUUUCCCUUUUCGUUUCUCUCAAUCGCCGGCCCUCUCUGCUACCUCUUGAUCCCCUCCCUCUAUUAUUUAAUGACAUGAGUAGCAUCGAUGGUAACAGCCACAUAGUGGGAUACAGAUUCCACCCAACUGACAAAGAACUCGUGGACCAUUACCUAUGGAACAAAAUCCUCGACCGUGAUUCUCUCGUCCAAGCUAUAAAAGAGGUCGAUUCUCUUUUCAACAAAGAUCCUUGGGAACUACCCGGUUGGUCUAAAAUACAAUCAGCUGAUCAAGUGUGGUAUUUCUUUUCCCGGCGAGGAGACAACAAACGGGUGAAGAGGACAACGGAUAAAGGGUUCUGGAAAGUGACGGGAAAGCCUCGGAAGGUAAAGGGGAAAAAAGGGUGUGCUGCCAAGAAAUCUUUGGUUUUUUAUGAGGGUCGUACCCCUAAUGCAAAGUGGACACCUUGGGUCAUCCACGAGUAUACUUUCACCUCUACUCUUCUUGAUAACAGAGAGGGCAUUUUUCUCUGUAAAUUGAAGAAAAAAGAAGAUGAAACAGCCAAUGCUUCAAGUAGUGAAAGUUGUCAGCCAAGUCUGGUUGCAGACGAGGAGAUUCCUGAUAACUCAACCAUGUUUAAUCCUGACGAGAUGCUUGACACAUUGAAAGAACGAGACAGAGAGCAUGAGUUGGAGGUGGAUGAGCAGCAGCCGCCCUCUUGCUUGGAAUUCACUCAUUUGCAAGACUUUAACUGUGAUGGGCUUCCACACCUGUCUAAGGAAGAGAAUGAUGAUGAGUCAUGGAUUGGAUAUUUAGUGGAUGAUGAUGAAUUCAAUCCGAUGAACUUAAUCUUGGAAGUUGAUGCAAGUGCGACCUGCCCUGGAGAGCCCUCUAGGAAAAGAUCACGCUGUGAAGCUGGGGUACUAUGCGGAGCCAUUGAAAAGGAAGAAUGCCAACCAAUGGCGGUGAGCAAUUCAAUGAUGCUUGAUGCACAUGGUGAUUCAAAGAAACACCAAGCAUUGGCAAUGGUUAAUGCACCAAAUGUGACUUCAAGUUCUGUAAAGCAAGAUCCCCAUGGGAGGGACAGGAUGGUAUCUCUCAAUAAUGAAUCCAGGGAAUUGGAUAUCCCUGAUGUCGAGUCAGUUGUUGAUCCGCACAGUAUUGUUCGUGCUACAAGAUUCUACAACCCUUACUAUCAAAAAUUAGGAGAGCAAGAAGAUGAUGCAAAAAGAAUCAAUAAACGGGGAAAGUUUUGCAGAAAAAUAGCCUCCCAAGACAAGGCUAUAGAUGUAAAACAACAUGCCACUGCUGUUAAUCUUCCUAUUAUUAUGGAAUCUAACGGUAAGAGGAAAACAGCUGAACAUAGCUACAGACAUAUGAGACUGCAGAUGCAUUUGAAUGAGUUAUCUGACUCUGAUAAAAAAAGCUUUCUUCAUGUGCAUAUAUAAGCCUUCAUUCAACCAUAAAUCUAGUUAAUCCCCAGUUUAUUUUGUCAAUGCACUUUUAGGUGUAGUAUUGUUUAUUUCUGUCAUUUAUGAUUUAAUUUCAGUACCACUUGGUGCUAGUCAUAUAUUUUAGGGUUAAUGUACUAUUUGGUAGCUGAAUUUGGCUUCAAUGUUCAAUUUUAUACUUAUGUUUUUGUCCCAGUUUGGUACUUGAGUUUUGCUUCAAUGUUCACUUUGAUAUUUGAGUUCUUCCAAUUUGAUACUUGAGUCCCAACUAAGUACCUAAUUUUGGCUUUAAUGUUCAAUUUGGUACUUGAGCUUUUUUUGUGUAUCCAAAUUAAUUACCUAUACAUGCGUCAAACAUUCAUUGGGUGGUUUGGUCUAGGUAACUAAAUUGAAUAUUGAAGCCAAACUCUAGUAUUAAAUUAAGACAAAAGAAAAUUCAGGUAUUAAAUUGAAUAUUGAAGCCAAGCUUAGGUAUUAGAUAAUAUUUUAACAUGAGAAAUCCCUUAUCUGAUUCCCACAGAUGAAGCAUGUAUCACCUUCCUUUUCCUUGUAUAGCUGAUAGGGCUACCUACUUCAUGAACUAGUUCUUUUUGAGUUUUGAGGACCCAGAGUCUUAAUGAUGAAUCCAUAUAUAAUAUCUUCACAAUUUGUAUUUGUUGCCCUAUGUUAUGCAUGUAAUUCCAAAGUGAGAAGUAAGUAAGUUCAUGAUGUAAGUGCGGUGCUCUAACUUGACUCUUUUUCCUGCUGACUUCACUCUCUAAUCUGUGUAAGGAGAAGAUUUGGUUCUUCCAUCUCAACUUGCUGCAUGAAGUUUUUUGAGGGACUAUUUUCCUAGUCAUGCAACUUUUCUUGUUGUAUAUUUAGAAUUAAGAGUGAAAAUGACCUUUGUUUGUACCACAAAUUUACCUUUAUAACCAAUGAUUCAGAACUUGUCAUAUUUGAAGAUUGAAUUCAAGGUCAUUUCCGUA